UCAUGGUGUCAGAGGCUUCGAGGCCGUCCCGUCAAAGUUCAGCGAGUCCUCUAACUGGGGAAAAGUGCAAGAUCUGCAUUGAAUCUGAAGCCAACGUGGUCUUCCAGCCGUGUGGCCAUCGGACGACCUGCCAAGAGUGCAGCGUACGCUGCAAAGUCUGCCUCACGUGCGCUGUGCCUAUCCAGGAGAAAGUUGAUCUCGACGGGAUGCCUGUCAGAGGCAGAGAACAGAACCAGACGACGCCGAGAGAUCUGGACAGUCGGCUGCAAGAGCUGGAGGACCGUCACACGUGCAACAUCUGCAUGGAAAAGCCGCGAGACGUCGUCUUCAUGUGCGGACACGGCUCGUGCAAAGUGUGCGCUGAAAAUCUGGACCUGUGCCACAUGUGCCGUGUGCCGAUCGAGAGGAAGAUUGCUUUGUAUUUGGACUAAGUCCUGAAAGUGUGUAGACGCGAUAAACGUCUUAUCGAGCACGAUGCUCGUUCGCUUUCAAACACAAUGCUGGCCUUGCUUUUAUUGGGGAAGUAAAAGAGAGACGUGAAUGAGAGGAUGUGUGCAAAACGGCAAUACGCACUUAUUUAUUUGACUACAUCAUUUUUUUUUGUGUUUUAAGCACGUACACCAAGGACAAUUCUUUCGCAAACACCUCCUCCGGUUAGUUUAAAAUCUGUAUGCGGAUUUACGCAUCCCAAGUCCCACUGCAAUUUUGAGCCCCUUACGCUGCUGCGUCAGAGAGUAAAACGGCAAGAAGCUAUGCAGACGUUCUCCUAACGCACGCGCGAUGUUUUUGCGCUUGCCAUUGUGAGGGACAUGAAGAAGAGGCGUCUGAUGACAAUGCUCGGCUUGACGGUCCUUACGUGGGAUUAGCCGGGUGGCACGGAGUCUCCCCAGCGUCUUCUCUGGACCCAAAUAAAGUCUUAUUCAUCAUCAUC
Molecule: messenger RNA, 931 nt
Organism: Rhipicephalus microplus (southern cattle tick)
Lineage: Eukaryota; Metazoa; Arthropoda; Arachnida; Ixodida; Ixodidae
Product: E3 ubiquitin-protein ligase MIB2
Biological process (GO): protein ubiquitination
Cellular component (GO): cytoplasm
Molecular function (GO): protein binding
Source: RefSeq, a predicted model, not a curated record